CGGAGCUCGUGCCCUCAAGGCCGCCUGUGGGAGACCUUCCAAGAUGGCGGCAAUGUAAACAAGAACCGGCGAUAACUCAGAUGAAUACAAUGGAUAGCAUGGUUUUUCCUGGAGAAGAUGGUCCUGAUGGAACCCAGAGAUGUGGAGUGGUCUGCUACCUCCUGGUGUGAAUGAAGCUGAUGUUGCCAUAAGUUCAGAUGACGAAGAAACAGUGUCUCUUACUGAGAAUAUCUUAAAUGAAAAACAAGAAGAAAAGAAAUUCCUAGACAAACAGGCUUGUGAUCAUGAGGGAAAAAAUAUGGCUGAAAACCAACUUCCUUCUACAGAAGAACAGGAAUGUCUGGCAUGCCUUCCUGGAGUUUCCUUAGAUAUGUGGAAUAAAUUUCAGAAUCUGAAAAAGAAAAACCUUGACAUGAAAAAUCAAGAAAAAUGUCAAAGAUAUAGGAGACAAAAGAGAAAACGUUCUCAAAAAGGUAAAAUGAAAAGCAGUGAAGAAAUAACUGAAAGCCAAGAGUCUGUAAAAGAAAAGCACUUCAAAGAGCUCACUCAAUAUUUUGGAAUCAAUGAUAGGUUUAAACCACUGGAAAGCAAAGAAACUGCUCAAAAGUCUGGCCUUGAAAUCAGUAUAGACAAAUGUGUAGCUGACGGUAAUAUUGCCCAAGCUGAGGAAUUAAGUGAUAGAUUAGCUACUCGAGAGCUUGGUGUAAAAAUUGCAAAAGCUGUUGCUUGCCGAAAUUUUGUGAAAGCCAAGCAAGAUGUAGAGGUUACUCAAGAGGCCCGAAAAAAGAAAAAACUUGCAUGGGGUUUUGAAGCGAAGAAAAGAUGGGAAACAAAAAGCAACAUGGGAUAUAUGUAAUUAAUUCUGUCUAGGAAAGCUGAAAAAAUGUAAAGCAGCGGAAAAGGUUUGUUAAUAUAUAUGAUGCAUAAAUUAUAAAUUUAUUUGUUUUAUUUUGUAAUGUUUCUGCUGCUGAAUGAGUCAUAGAACAAUUGCUUUCCCUUCCAUAUGUUACUAUAUUUCAGGCAUUAUACCUUCAACCUUUUAAACAUUUCUGUCUUUUUCAUUACACAAACAUUCACGCUAUGAAGUGUUUUAUCAAAAAUUAUUAAGAUUAAAAAUAUACCAGCUUUAUACAAUUAUUUUAAAUACGAAUAAAUUGUCUUAAUCAAAAUUACAAUGUGUUAAAAUUCCUGUUUCCUGGAAACAUAAAGUAAAUUCUCCAUUAAUUUCUGAAAUAUAUUUCAUUUACAUUUCUCUUAUUAUUUACUUACUUAGAACAUUUAUGUAGCCGCCCAUCUUAAAACUUGUGACUCUUAAUUAAAUAAACAAAAAUUCAGAAGAAAAACAGUACAAGCUACUAAAAUAAAAUAAAACCCUUAAAUGGCUACCAGAAUCUAGGACUCCCCCUACAAAGCAGGGGAGCUUGGUUUAUUCUGAACCAAGUGCUUGGACAAACACCCAGGUCUUAAUUGCCUUCUAAAGCCCUGCAGGGCCAACUGUUUUUAUGGUGGAAAAUUGCUUGAAAAGUAAGGGGCUGCCACUGAGAAAGAAAGGCUCUUGGUUCUUAUUAAGUAAAAUGAUAUAUUUAAAAAUAAGAACUUUUAAUCUAACAAUAACUGAUUGUUUUUGAGAACUUGGGUUAAAAUAUUUUAUGAAUAAAUAGUAAUUUCAAGGUU
Molecule: messenger RNA, 1674 nt
Organism: Thamnophis sirtalis
Lineage: Eukaryota; Metazoa; Chordata; Lepidosauria; Squamata; Natricidae
Source: RefSeq, a predicted model, not a curated record